AUGGACGUGUGGAGUCUCUGGACGCUCGGAUCAUCCAGCUGCAUCAUGUUCACGUGCGCGCUGCUGGCGGUGGUCAGCCUGCUGUUCGUGGUGCACUACACCAGCAGGAAGAGGAGAGAGAACGAGCCGCCUUUAAUCAAAGGCUGGAUCCCUUUCCUUGGGAAAGCUCUGGAGUUCAGGAAAGAUUCUUUAAAGUUCCUGCUCGAGCAGAAGAGGAAGCAUGGAGACAUUUUCACGGUCCGGAUGGCAGGUAAAUACAUGACCUUUGUCUUGGAUCCGUUACUGUACCCGCACAUCAUCAAACACAGCCAGCAGCUCGACUUUCGCGAGUUCCUCCAAAACACGACGCCCAGGACGUUCGGGUAUCCGCCGGUCCACAGCAAGAUGUUCAGUGGGCUGAAGGAGCAGAUCGCCUACUCCUUCACACUCCUGCAGGGGAACAACCUCACCCUGCUGACAGAGAGAAUGUUGGACAACCUGAUGCUGGUGUUUCGCCAGGACCACCUGGGGCACAGCGGUUGGAGAAGCGGCAGCAUAUACCAGUUCUGUCUGUCCAUGAUGUUCGAGGCCACCCUCCUUACCAUGUACGGUCACCCGGCGGCCGCCACCCGCCACGGUGGGGUGAGCGCGCUGAGGGACGACUUCCUCAAGUUCGACAGCAAGUUCCACUUGCUUGUGCAGCAGGUUCCCAUCUGGCUGUUUUGGGGAAUGAAGGCCGUCCGCAAGAACCUCAUCAAUUAUUUCAUGCCCGACCACAUUUCACGCUGGACCGACAUGUCGGAGUUUAUCCGCAUGCGUAUGGAGAUGUUUGAGGACCAUGAAAACCUGAGAGACGUCGACAAAGCAGCUCAUCACUUUGCCAUGCUUUGGGCAGCUUUGACGAACUCGGUUCCUGCCACCUUCUGGGCCAUGUACUACCUGCUGAGCCACCCAGAGGCACUGCAGGUGGUGCGACAGGAGAUUCAGGAGGUCUUCCAAAUCAGCGAUGUGGAGUUCAGCAGUAACACAAAUGUGAAGCUCCACAGGGAGGAGAUGGACAAGCUCCCUUAUCUGGAGAGCGCCAUCAAAGAAAGCUUCCGUCUGUCCUCGGUCACGAUGAGCCUCCGGGUGGUGCAGGAAGACUUCAAUCUGCGGCUGGGGGAGAGUCGCUCAAUCGCUGUCAGGGAAGGAGACAUCAUCAUCAUGUAUCCUCAGAUCAUGUACUUUGACCCGGAAAUCUACGAGGAGCCCAAGAAGUUCCGAUUUGACCGCUACGUUCACAACGGUGCAGAGAAAACGGACUUCUACAAGGACAACCAGAAGCUGAAGCACUACCUGAUGCCAUUUGGCUUGGGCUCAUCCCUGUGUCCCGGACGCUUCUUUGCCAUGAGCCAGAUAAAGCAGUUCCUGUGCCUGAUGCUGCUGUACUUCGACCUGCAGCUGGAGGACGGGCAGAGCCAUUUUGAGCCCAGGAAGGCUGGUCUGGGGUUUAAGCUGCACUCUGCUGACAUCCGAUUCCGCUACAGACUGCGAGCUGACAACAAGAUUGAUGGUGGCUACUGA
Salarias fasciatus (jewelled blenny) is the source of this 1542-nucleotide messenger RNA. Its product is annotated as 25-hydroxycholesterol 7-alpha-hydroxylase-like. The record is from RefSeq and is a predicted model, not a curated record. Gene Ontology annotation, biological process: bile acid biosynthetic process; cholesterol homeostasis. The transcript is spliced from 6 exons. NCBI's taxonomy places the organism in Eukaryota, Metazoa, Chordata, Actinopteri, Blenniiformes, Blenniidae. Bases 1 to 1542 code for a protein of 513 amino acids. Gene Ontology annotation, molecular function: steroid hydroxylase activity; oxidoreductase activity, acting on paired donors, with incorporation or reduction of molecular oxygen; iron ion binding.